This is a messenger RNA of Schistosoma margrebowiei, 870 nucleotides long. The record is from the annotation of a GenBank genome assembly. NCBI's taxonomy places the organism in Eukaryota, Metazoa, Platyhelminthes, Trematoda, Strigeidida, Schistosomatidae.
CGAACUUAUCAACCGGCUGUAUCGUCACCGCGGCAACCUGUCUAUUUGUUGCGCCAUACAUAAUGUCAGAAGUAGAAGAAACAUUUAAAAGAUUAUUGGCGCACAAAGGGGUUAUUGGUGCAGUUAUUGUAAGCUCAGAUGGGAUCGCAGUAAGAACUUCCAUGGAUAACAGUACCACAAAUCAUUACUGUGGUCUUAUUCAACAAUUGGUAGCAAAAUCUCGUUCUGCUGUUCGUGAUUUAGAUCCGUCUAAUGAUUUAACAUUUCUGCGUAUACGAAGUACUCGAAAUGAAAUUAUGGUAGCACCAGAUCGUGAUUACAGUCUCAUCGUUAUACAAGAAACAAGCACAGAAUAAAACGUUUUAUUGUUUAUAUGGUUUUAGAUCCUUGAAGAAAAUAACAAUAUUUAUACCUAAUAACUAAUGUCCUACUGAUCAAUAUGCAAUUCUAUUAAAUCUUACUGUCCUGAUCUACUUACAAAUAUUUCCAGAACGAACUUGAUGAAACAUUUACAUUGUUGUGAUUUGAACUUGGAUCGAUUUUUACCCGUGUGCCAAUUGUUGUGUCCUUGAUUGAAAGAUUAGAGAGCAGUGUAUUAUCGAUCGAACCAAAGACGCGUAAAACACGUAAGAACGACCUAGAGUUCUGAUUGGCCCUGUUUCCCUGUCUAACCCAGCCAGUUGAGUCCAGAACACAAGUCUCGGCCUCUGAGAUAUGAAACAUUGUAUUUCAAGCAUACUCUGUUUAUAUACCAAUCAACCCGACUACAACGUAUCAAUAAAAUAGAAAAUAACAUUUGUACAAUAAUUAGCCAGAAGUGGCUGUGAAUGAGAGAGGUAGCGAUUAACAAAUAGGGAAUAAUUCAUGAAU